Passer montanus (Eurasian tree sparrow) is the source of this 3062-nucleotide messenger RNA. RefSeq lists its product as uncharacterized. The record is from RefSeq and is a predicted model, not a curated record. Lineage: Eukaryota; Metazoa; Chordata; Aves; Passeriformes; Passeridae. The transcript is spliced from 5 exons. The coding region runs from base 111 to 3062 and encodes 983 amino acids.
CCACGUUCCUGCGUGUCCCCAGCUGUGACCUGGGCGUGUUUGUCACCCAGAGUGUCCCCAGAGUAUCCCCGGGGUGUCCCCAGAGUGUCCCCGGGGUGUCCCCAGCGACCAUGGAGCCCCUCGAGCUGUCCCCGGCCAUGCUGCAGCCACAGGUCACCGUGGUGGCCACCCUGGGCAAGCUACUGGCCACCCUGCCCAGUCUGGACGAGAUGAUGCUGCUGAACCAGUCUGCAGGGCGCCUGUACUGGGACCUGGUGGACUUCACCGAGGACCUCCAGGACACCCUGUACCGCACUGGUGACACCUGGUGGCACCACAAUGUCACCUCCAAUAAUGAUGACCCUCCCACCUCCCUGAGCCAGGCCCUGGCCGCCUACAAGAGCACCCCAGGGACCCCCCGGAACUGUGUGACAACGGUGGCCAGCGAGUGGCAGCGGUCAGUAGCCGCGCUCGUGGACAACUGGGCCCGGCUGACCAGGGCAGCCACCAAGCUCCGCAAUGCCUGCAGGACAGUGGCCACCAAGGCAGCUGACAAGGAGGCCAACGCCACCGCCUGGAAAAGACACAUGCAGGACAAGGCUGCCCGUUAUGGGACAGCGCAGGAAAACAUGGUGGAGCAGGGUCAGGCCCUAGGCAGGGAGGAGGGGGCCGAGGUGGUGACUGAGCAUGAAGCCUGGGUAAGGGAAGAGGCCAGGGAGGCUGCCAGUGAGGCGACCAAGGCCACCAAGGUGAGACAGCGCGUGGAGACGGCCCUGGGGCUGCUGGAGCGCUUGGUGGCCACGUGUGACAAAGCCACUGCCUUCCCCCGGGAGCUGCAGCGCCUCCUCAGGGACAUCGAGGCCGCCCUGGAGGGGACAAAUGAGGUGUCCCCCGAUGUCCCCGACGCCUUGGUGAUCAUGGUGGCCGUGGCCGAGCGGCUGUGGGACGCCAACGCCCGCCUGGCCCAGGAACACCUGCUGGGGACACUUCAAGACAUCAAGUUCUUGUUCAGUGGUCGUCCUGCCAGCCCCAGUGCCUGUGGGGUGGCCGAGUGGUGCCAAAGAGCCAUUGAGGACAUCCCAAGGCUCCUUCAACCACCAGAGUGUCCCCAGAGCAUCCCCAAUGUGUCCCCAGUGAGCGUGGAGCUCCAAGAGCUGUCCCCAGUCCUGCUGCAGCCACCGGUUGCUGUGGUGGUCACCCUGGAUGACCUGCUGGCCACCCUGCCCAGGCGGGACACGAUGCUGCUGAGGUCUGCAGAGAGCCUGCACUGGAGCCUGGCGGACUUCACCAGGGGGCUCUGGGCCACCCUGUACCACCUUGAUGGCACCUGGUGGCACCAAAAUAUCCGCUCCAAUGAUGAUGACCCUCCCACCUCCCUGAGCCAGGCCCUGGCUGCCUACAAGAGCACCCCAGGGACUCCCCGGAACCACGUGACAACGGUGGCCAGCAAGUGGCAGGGGUCGGUGGCCACGCUUGUGGACAGCUGGGCCCAGCUGGCCAGGAAAGCCACUGAACUCUCCAACAUCUGCAGGGAGGUGGCCACUGAGGCGGCCGACAGGGUGGCCACCGCCACCACCCGGGCCAGGGAGCUGCAGGACGAGGCUGCUCGUGGUGGGACAGCUCAGGAAAACAUGGUGGAGCUGGGUCAGGGUUUGGGCAGGGAGGAGGGGGUCGAGGUGGUGGCCGGGCAUGAAGCCCGGGUGAGGAGAGACGCCAUGGUGGCUGUCAGCGAGGUAACCAGGGCCACCAAGGAGACACGGCAGGUAGAAGAGGCCCUGGAGCUGCUGGAGCGCUUGGUGGCCGAGUGUGACGAAGCCACCGCCUUUCCCCGGGAGCUGCUGCGCAGGCUCAGGGACAUCGAGGCUGCCCUGGAGGGGACAAAUGAGGUGUCCCCCAAUGUCCCCGAGGACUUGGUGGCCAAGGUGGCUGAGGCUGAGCGGCUGUGGGAGGCCAAUGCCCGCCUGGCCAAGGGUCACCUGCUGAGGACAGUUGACAGCAUCAUCAAGUUCUAUUUCACUGGUGGUCCCGCCAGUCCCACUGCCUGUGGGGUGGCUGAGCGGUGCCUGAGAGCCACCGAGGUCAUCCCAAGGCUGGUUCAACUCCCGACACGUCCCCAAGCUGUCCCCAAGGUGUCCCCAGUGAACAUGGAGCCUCAAGAGCUGUCCCCAGCCCUGCUGCAGCCACAGGUCACCGUGGUGGCCAUCCUGGGCAAGCUGCUGGCUACCCUGCCCAGGCGGGAGAAGAUGAUGCUCAUAUCCUCAGUGAGCCUGUACUCAGACCUGGUGGCCUUCACCAGGGGGCUCCGGGCCCCCCUGAACUGCAUUGAUGGCACCUGGUGGCGCCACAAUGUCACCUCCGAUGAAGAUUACCCUGUCACCUCCCUGAGCCAGGCCCUGGCCGCCUAUAAAAGCACCACAUGCAUCACCUGGUUCCAUGUGACAAUGGUGGUCAGCAAGUGGCAGGGGUUGGUGAAUGCGCUUGUCAACAGCUGGGCCGGGCUGGCCAGGGAGGCCACCAAGCUCUGCAAUGCCUGCAGGGAGGCGGCCUCUGAGGUGGCCUACAUGUUGGCCCAGGUCAUCGCCCGGGUCAGGAAGCUGCAGGACAAGGCUGCCCGUGAUGGGACAGCGCAGGAAAAUGUGGUGGAGCUGGGUCAGGCCCUGGGCAGAGAGGAGGGGGCCGAGGUGGUGGCCGAGCAUGAAGCCUGGGUGAGGAGAGAGACCAGUGAGUUAACCAGGUACACCAUGGUGAGACAGCGGGUGGACGUGGCCCUGGGGCUGCUGGAGCGCUUGGUGGCCGCGUGUGACGAAGCCACUGCCUUCCCACGGGAGCUGCAGCGCCUGCUCAGGGACUUUGAGGACGCCCUGGAGGGGACAAAUGAGGCGUCCCCCGAUGUCCCGAAGGACUUGGUGGCCAAGGUGGCUGUGGCCGAGCGGCUGUGGGAGGCCAGUGCCCACCUGGCCAAGGAUCACCUGGUGGGGACACUUCCAGACAUCAAGUCCUAUUUCAAUGAUGGCCCAGCCAGCCUCAGUGGCUUUGAGGUGGCCGAGCGGUGCCAAAGAGCCACCAAUGACAUCCCAAGGUAG